GAAAUCUUUCCCUCGAGAAUACUAAAAUGUUGAUGGGUGAAGUGAUGAGAGAAGCUGCCUUUUCACUUGCUGAGGCCAAGUUCACAGCAGGGGACUUCAGCACCACAGUAAUCCAAAAUGUAAAUAAAGCCCAAGUGAAGAUUAGAGCAAAGAAAGAUAAUGUAGCAGGUGUUACUUUGCCAGUAUUUGAACAUUACCAUGAAGGAACUGACAGUUAUGAACUGACUGGUUUAGCCAGAGGAGGUGAACAGUUGGCUAAACUGAAGAGGAAUUAUGCCAAAGCAGUGGAACUACUGGUGGAACUAGCUUCGCUGCAGACUUCCUUUGUUACUUUGGAUGAAGCUAUUAAGAUAACCAACAGGCGUGUAAAUGCCAUUGAACAUGUCAUCAUUCCCCGGAUUGAACGUACCCUUGCUUAUAUCAUCACAGAGCUGGAUGAGAGAGAGAGAGAAGAGUUCUAUAGGUUAAAGAAAAUACAGGAGAAGAAAAAGAUUCUCAAGGAAAAGUCUGAGAAGGACUUGGAACAACGGAAGGCAGCUGGAGAGGUGAUGGAACCUGCUAAUCUUCUGGCUGAAGAGAAGGAUGAGGAUCUUCUCUUUGAAUAAUCUUUCCUGCUCUGAUUCCUUCAGAAGGCCUAACAUGGCAUCAUUUUAAUUCACGGUGUGUAGGUUUGGUAUGUGUGGCUAUUUAAUUUUUGGCCUAAGAAUUUCACCAGUUGUAAAA
Molecule: messenger RNA, 723 nt
Organism: Lagenorhynchus albirostris (white-beaked dolphin)
Lineage: Eukaryota; Metazoa; Chordata; Mammalia; Artiodactyla; Delphinidae
Product: V-type proton ATPase subunit D-like
Exons: 1
Coding region: 27-605 (192 amino acids)
Cellular component (GO): proton-transporting V-type ATPase complex
Molecular function (GO): proton-transporting ATPase activity, rotational mechanism
Source: RefSeq, a predicted model, not a curated record